ACAAAACUCAGUCGCCACCUUUCCUCCUCAUAACCUUCAUUCAUUCUCGCACUUUCCUACAGUUCCCAAAAUACCCCAAACCCACUAUGGUUGAUCAGGAGCAGCACAGCCGUGGCCUCUUGUCCAGCCAAAGGGACGAAGAAGAAGACGACAAAACCUCAUCCUACUCUCAGUCUCAGUCUGGUUACGGUGCCCGGUCUGGUGGUGGCUUGGGCGACUCCACUACUGGUUACGCUUCCCAAGGACGUACCGGGGCCCGCAGGGGCUACGGUGACAGCAACAGCACUGAUUACUAUGGUGAAGGACGCCUUACUGGCGGAGGCGGCUAUGGAGGAGGCAAAAUUGAUGAUUACUCGGAAGAAGGACACGGAGGCCGUGCCGCGUACAGCGAGAUCACUGCUUACUCUAGCGAAGGACAUCGUACUGAUGGAGGUGGCUACGGCGGGGCCAGCAACACAGAUAGUUACUCGGAAGAAGAACACGGAGGCCGUGCUACGGAAACCACUACUUUCUCUGGUGAAGGACGUCGUACUGGCGGCGGUGGCUACAGCGAUAACACUGAUUACUCUGGUGAAGGACGUCAUACCCGCGGCCGAGGUGGCUACGGAGACAACACUGAUUACUCUGCUGAAGGACGUCGUACAAGCGGCGGAGGUGGCUAUGGAGGGGUAAGCACUGAUGAUGACUCGGAGGAAGGACACGGAGGGCGUGGCAGAGGAGGGUACAGCAAGAGGAGUGAAACCGAUGAGUCGAGUGACUAUUGAGGAACUUAAUUAGUGUGCUGCUGCUACGUACUGGCGAUUAUGCAUUGCCUUGGCCCUUGCAUGAGAAGCACGAAGCAGAGAAAGAACAAAAGUCAAAAGAGAAAAGAGGAAGAGACUAAGGAAAUGAGAGAUUUUUCAGUGUGAUUGGAACAAGAAGUGAUAUAUCACGUGUUACUAUGAAAAUAGUGGGAUAUGUGUAUUAAAAUGUUAAUAACUUAAAAAGUAAAAUUUCACAUCAUUUAUAUAAAAA
Molecule: messenger RNA, 1014 nt
Organism: Pyrus x bretschneideri (Chinese white pear)
Lineage: Eukaryota; Viridiplantae; Streptophyta; Magnoliopsida; Rosales; Rosaceae
Product: RNA-binding protein FUS-like
Source: RefSeq, a predicted model, not a curated record